Messenger RNA from Chlamydomonas reinhardtii, 6104 nucleotides. RefSeq lists its product as uncharacterized. Gene Ontology annotation, molecular function: structural constituent of nuclear pore. The transcript is spliced from 18 exons. The coding region runs from base 145 to 5790 and encodes 1881 amino acids. The record is from RefSeq and is a predicted model, not a curated record. Lineage: Eukaryota; Viridiplantae; Chlorophyta; Chlorophyceae; Chlamydomonadales; Chlamydomonadaceae. Gene Ontology annotation, cellular component: nuclear pore.
AUCGUUAGUAUUCUAGAUCACGGCAGCAUGCUCGAGUAGCUCAGUCUUAUUAUUUGGCCUUGGAGAUCGUUGACAGGCCUGCUUCACGAGCCACUCGUUGCUGCUAUCUUCACGCACGCACAUGAGUAACUUUUAAUAGCCGUCAUGGCAGCCCUCAGCACGGCGCUGCGGCAGGAGACCGCUUUCAUUGGUGCCCAGCCGCAGCGCAGCUUGUCGCCAGCAUGGGCAAGCCAAAGCUCUGGUGCAGCAGGUGGCUUGUACACAUUCACGCUGCAAAGCGUUGGCGGCGUGGUCUUCCUCCAGGACGCCGUGCCCCGGUCGGGACCCUCUGAGCGCGGGAUUCAUUGGCAAAUCGAAAACAGCGCCACCGGAGCGCUGCACCUUACGGAAUUCACCAUUCAUGGUGGAGCGUCGGGUCCGCGCACGACCGUGGAGGUUGGCUUCCAGCUCUUCCCCGCGCUUGCCGCCACCAGCACCCCCGACGGCCGGCUGGUGCUGGCCGCGCUGCUCAGCAACGGCUACCUGCUACACGCCGAGCUGCGCGAGCCCGCCCCCGGCGGCGGCGCAGCUUCCUCCAGCUCCGAGGCGCUGCUCGCCGGCCUGUCCGCAACCAGCUUCCGGCCGCUGGACAUCUCAGCGCAGCUGGCGACGUUGGGCGGCCCGACCUCGCUCGCCGCCACCGCCGACGCGGUCGUCGUGGGCGGCACCAACGGCUCCGUGCUGUGCGUGCCGCUGGCGACCCUCGAGGACGGGAACAUGACCCGCUGCUUCGAGCUGCGUGACAGCAGCUGGGCGCUGACCAAGCUCAUCCCGGGCAUGCUCUACCGCCCGCGCCAGCCCGCGGCGCUCGCGUGCGUGCCCGUGGCGCUGGGCGGCGGCAGCAGCAGCGCCGGCUCCGCCGCACAUCACCAGCAACAGCCACCGCAACAGCAGCUGCUUCUAGUCGCCUAUGAUGACGGUGUGCUGCGGGCAUUCAACGUGGGCAGGCGCCAGCAGGUGGCGGCGCUGGAGCUGGAGACGCCCGGCGCCGGCCACGCCACAGCCGGCGGCGCGGCGCGCCCCAUGGUCCCGACCUACGUUGCAGCGGACGGUGCAGCGGCGCCGGCCGCCAAUGGCCACGGCGGCAGCAGCGGUUUCGGCGGCGCUGGCAGCAGCGCGGGCGCGGUGACGCUGGUCGUGCAGUUUGAGUCGGCUGACACGAUGAAGCGGCACACGUACGCGUACACACUGGCUGCGGGCGGCGUGGGUGGCGGCGGGCGGCUGGCGCUGUCGGGGACCGUGGAGCUGGCGGUGGAGGAGGGCGGCGUCGUGGCGGAGGCGCGCGUGUCGGGCGAGACCGUGUGGCUGCUGCUGCGGAAUGGCGGGCGCUCCAAGGUGCUGGGCUACAGCCGCGCUACGGGCGCCGUGGUGUCGGCCGCCGUGCUGGCUGAGUCGGCGGGCGAGCACGUGGGUGGCGGCACGGGCGGCGGCGCGGGAGGUGGCGGCAACGGCGCGGAGGUGGACACGGAGCUGUGGGAGUGGCUGCUGUCGGCGUUUCCGGCCGAGCUGACGGCGGAGGGGCAGGUCUGCCACAGCGUGCUGGUGCCCGGUCAAAUAUGCAGGUCCUCGCUGCGUGACGCUCUGUCGUACCACGGCGCGCAGCUGAGCGCAGUGGAGGUGGAGUCGGCGCCGUACGGCGUGCUGCGCGGCUGGAUGCAGGCGGCGGUGCUGGCCAUCCAGCGCAGGACGCCGACCGCCUCCGGCCCCGAGUGCUGGCAGUCCUUCCUGUCCACCUACCGCGCCGCCUGGGCGCGGCGCCACCCGCCGCUGGGCAUGGUGCUGCACCGCUCCUCGCCCGACUGGCUUGGGCUGGCGCGCGGCGGCUCCGUGCUGGCCGUGCUGCGGCGCGGCAGCGGCGUGGAGGCGCUGGUGGCGGCGGCGGGCAGCGGCGACGCGGCGGCGGGCCCCGGCGGCGAGGCGCUGCAGCUGCCGCCGCACCUGGACGCGGUGCACCGCUGCGCGGCGGAGGCGGGCGCGCUGCUGGGGCCGCUGGCGCAGGAGGCGUGCCUGUCGCUGCUGGUGUCGGGCGUGGACCCAUUGGAGCAGCUGGUGCCGCGGCUGUGCGAGCUGUGGAUGGGCGGACCCGCCACACUGGCGGCAGGCGCCGGCGCCGGAGCGGGCAGCAGCAGCAGCAGCAGCGGCGGCGCCGGCAGCAUGGGCGGUGCGCCGCCGAGCGCGUGCGGCCGCGCGGCCGCGCUGACGGACAGCGCCCGCGAGGCGCAGCAGCGCUGGCGGCAGCGGCGGCAGCAGGCCAUCCUGCGCAUGGGGCAGCGGCUGGGCGCGCUGAGCAACCCGGUGGCGGCGGUCCAGUCCUACCUGGCGCUGCUGCGGCUGCUCAACAGCCAGGCCGCCGCCGAGCUCUCCUCCGCCGCCUCCUCCCUCACCACCUCCUCCGCGGCCGCGCCCAGCCGCGCCGCCUCCUCCUUCCUGGUGGCCACCUGCCGGCAGCUCUCCCGCGCGGUGGCCGCCGCCGCGCGCGACACGGCGCUGCUGCUGGGGCUGAUCCGGGCUCAGGGCGCGCUGGGCGCCGCCGCGCCGCUGGACCGCGCCUCCCUGGGCAAGCUGGAGGGGCCGCUGCUGGCGGAGGCGUGCGGGCUGCUGCGGCGGGCGGCGCUGGGGCUGUGGCUCACCGGCACGCCGUCCACGCAAGAUGAGGGCACGGACAUGGAGCCCGCUCUGUCGGCGCUUCGGCACCUGCGUCUGGGCGGCAGCCCCACCGCCGCCGCCAAGCGCACCCACGCCGACGGCCCCGGCGCGCCGCCGCCGCCCUCCGCCAGCUCCACCUCGAGCGAGGUUUCCCUGGCGGCACGGCUGCUGCCCGCCUUCUGCGCCGCCUACGCUGGCGGCGGAGCCGCCGCCGCCACUGCUGCUGACGGCGGCAGUGCUCGCAAGCAGCGGCGGCUGGAUCUGCUGACGGGUGCUGAGUCAUCGGGGCUGCUGUUCACACUGUACCUGCAGUACGGCGACGCGCCGGGCGCCUCCAUGGCGGGACGCGUGCUGCAGCUGGGGUACCAGCUCUUCCAGGCGGGCGAGUACGGCAACCUGGCAGAGCUGGCGGCGCUGGCGGGCGCCACUGGCGCGGCGGAGGCGGGGCCGCAGUUCCUGCGCGGCCUGGGCAUUACCUGCGCGCUGGCGCUGGAGCGGCAGCAGGCCGCAACGCAGCACGUCAUGCUGGGCUCUGCCGCCGCCGCCGCCACUGCUGCAGCCGCCGGCGCGGGGGCGCACGGCCACCACCAUCACGGGCAUGGGCACGGCGGCCACGGCGGCUCUGGGCCCAGCAGUGCGGUGCGGCGGGCGGAGCUGAUCGCCGAGGCUGCUGGCUGUUUCUUCCGUGCCGCCGCCAGCCUGGCCUCAGAGGCGGGCGACACGCUGCGCACCAUUCUCAAGAACCUGCGCAGCGAGCUCGCAGGCGGCGGCGGUGGCAACGGUGGAGGCGGUGGGGCGGGAGGCGAGGUGGUUGCCGCGGCAAGUACCGCCGGGGGCGCUGGCGGCGCCCCGGCGGCGGCGGCUCAGGGCCGGCGGGAGGUGGCGCUGCUGCAGCUGCACUUCUGUGAGGCGGUCAUGCAGCUGUUCGAGCGGGAGGGCGCCCCGGAGGGAGCCGUGGUGUUCGCGGCGGCGGCGCUGGAGCACCUGCGCAACGCGUACGGCCCUGCCUCCGGGCCGACCUCGGACUCGGCGGCGGCGGGCGCCGCAACCGGCGCCGCCGGCGGCUCACUGCCCGCUGCCGACCUGGUGGUGCUGCCGGGCGAGGAGCCGCUGCUGCAGGCGGCGGCGGCGGCGGCGGCGGCGGAGCGGGCCAGCCGCGAGGGGCGGCUGUGGAGCAACAUCUACUCCUACUGCGUGGAGAUGAGGCAGUACGACAGGGCCUACGCGGCGCUGCUGGCCAACCCGCUGCCUGCGGCGCGGCUGCAGAGCCUGAGGCACCUGGUGCACGUGCUAGCGCAGGACCGGCAGCUGCAGGUGCUCUGCACGCUGCCAUUCGCUGGCGUUGCGGUGCUGCCGAUCGUGCCCGCCGACUCCACCUCCUCCGCCCCCGCCGGCGCCACCCGUGCCGUGUCACUGCUGUCCGAGGCGCUGGACCUGUUGCAUCGCCGCGCACACAACUGCGACCUGGCAGAGUCGCCACAGCCCUACCAGGUGCUGUACGACUUCCUGGUGUGCCGCGGCGACUACAAGGGCGCGGCGCGGGCCAUGGCCGCCUACGCCUGGCGCCUGCGGGCCGAGGCGCCGGCCAGCAGCGCCGAGGCGGUGGCGGAGGCACUGCGCGCCUACGACAUGGCGAUCAACUGCCUGUCGCUUCUGGAUCCCGAGGACGCCUGGCUGGAUCUCACCGACGCCUGGAUCGAGCAGCUGGCGCCCGCCUGCUACAGCCACGUCAGCAGCAGCAGCAGCACCCACGCCACGCUCGCGCCGCCGGCGCCGCGCUCGGGCGGCGCAAUUGCGGGCGGCUCGGGCCCCAUGGACCUGGCUGCCGAUGGCCGCAGCACGCGCGCGUCGCAAGGUGCUACAGCCGCGGCGGCGGCGGCGGCGGCAGCGCCUGCGCCGGUUGCCACGGUGGCCGGUCUGCAGCGGGAGCGGACCAUGCUGCACUACUGCGCCCUGGUAGCGGCGCGCGUCGCAGGCCUGGAGCCCAUGCGGCAGUGGGACAAUGAGGACGCCAUCCUGCGCCAGCUGCUGCUGCUGGGCCGCUACGAGGGCGCCCUGGCGCUGGUGGCGGACUGCUGCGGCGCCCGCGGCGGCGAGGCCUGGUGCCGCGCCAUGGAGGUGGUGGUGGGCGCGCUGGCGGCGCACUGCAUGCGGCUGCAGCUGCAGGAUGGAGGUGUGCCCACCGGCGGGCCGGCGCUGCCCACCACCGACCUCUUCACAGACGACCCGGACGGCGGCGCCGCAGCCGCCGGCCUGGGCGCCGCCGGCGCCGCCGCCGUGGCGGGCACCCUGGGCGGCCGCGCCGCGCCGCUGUGGGCCAAGCUGCGCUCGCUGCUGGCGGCGGCGGCGGCCGCCGACGUGGCGGCGGAGGCGGCCGGCGGCGCGGGUGGCGGCGGCGGGCUGCGCGCGGCGUGGAUGCUGCGUGACGCGGCGGCGGAGGCGGUGCUGCGCGUGGACCCGCGUGUGGACCUGCCGCAGUGGCUGCUGGACAUGUUCCUGGCGGAGGAGCUUGGGCCAGAGGCGGUCACGUCCGGCGACGGCGCCGCUGCUGCCGCCGCCAUGGGCGCCGCCGCCUGCGGCCCCGCCAGCCUGCUGUCGCUGUACCUGCGCCAUGACCGACUGGCGGCGGCGGUGGACCUGGUGGCGGCGGCGGUGGAGGCGUGGGGCCGUGUGGAUGUGCGUCUGCGGCGCCGCCACAGCGCCGCUUGGAUGCCCUACCCGCAGCUGGAGCUGCUGCACACCAAGCUGGUCAUCGCGCAGCAGCUGGGCCAGGAGCGCUCGGCGGCGCUGCUGGGCCGCCUCAACGCUGCGGUGGCGCAGCACCUGGACCUAGUGGCCACGGACACGGAGCGCCUGCAGGACCAGCUGGCGUCUGCGGCGGGCCGUGACGCGGCGGCGGGCACUGGGGCUGCGGGAGCGGGCAUGGGCAACGGGCACGGGUUCGGGAUGGGGCUCGGGAUGGACGCCUCGGCGCCGCCACUGCUGCUGCUCGGCGCCGGUGGCACCGCGGCGGCGUCGCCGCUGACGCCCAUGAUGGGCGGCGGGGCCGGCGGCUCGCUGUUUGGGGCAGCGCUGGGUGGAGGUGGCGUGCGGCUGUUUGGCUAAGGGCGUGGCGAGGUGGCUAGCUAGGUCAGCGUUGUGACUACACGAGCGUUGGUCAGUAGGUAGGACGCUUGGUGGGGAGGAGGGCUGCUGACUUGUUGCUAACAGCGGCGGCAUUCGCACAGGGCGUUGUACGGUGGUUUCCGUAGUGACGAGCGCCCGCUGCCUCCAGCGCGGCAGAGCAACAGUUAGCAGCGUGCUGUGCGCGUGUCAAACUUCCCCCCAGGAAUGGGAGAGCAGGAGCGAUGGGCCGGUCUUGGCUAUACAGCAGCGGAGGUUGAAGUUUUCGCACAUGGGAUUUGUAAAGCAAUAGCCUG